CGGAUGACGGGAGACCAUAUAUCGACUCGCGCGCGGACGUGACAAAUACGUGUACCCAACAGGAUGCGGCCCAGAGAUUUUAAAAUCCCAUUUACGAUAUCAUCAUGAAUACUCACAGAAACUUCAAGAGCAUCAUCCCGUCCAUUACAUCUGCCGAAGAUAUAUCUGAGUUCAUUGGCCCUGCGCUAUCGUACCAGUACAUGUUUGACCGCAGAACGUCGCCCUGGGAGAUGGAACAUUUUGAAGAUGGUGAACUGGAAAAGUUCGAAAUGGAUUUAGAGAAAGUGGACCGCUUAUAUUACAUCUAUGCCUACGACGAUGUCUUCGGCAGUAAAUACGAAAUCCUGGCUCGCCUCGACUACAAAGGCAAAAGCGCCUACGUCAAUUUAGUCGCCAGCUGUGAUUUUACGGGCUUCGAAUGCCAAGGUGGCGGCUAUAUUUACAUUUCCUUCAACACAAACGUGUUUACGAAAAUAAUGCUGGACGAUCAUCAUAAGCGCGAUCUCAUUUAUAAUUCCCUCGCCAGUGAUGGGGUAAAUGUGGAGGAACAGAGUGAACACGACCGUCUGCCUGCGAGGAUGUGGCAGAGCGUUCCAAUGCUGAAGUUCCUGUGCCAUAUGGCAAUCUGCGAGCACAAGGACCGCCUGCGACAUGUCUACGCGGAGGUUCUUCCCGAGGUGCUCAUCAACAGCAUAGAUGAGUUCCUUAAAUUGCAAGAAACUAAAAAUGCUUUCGAAGACUGAAUAAAUGUUAUUAUUAUGUAGUGUAUG
This is a messenger RNA of Penaeus chinensis, 770 nucleotides long. RefSeq lists its product as uncharacterized. The coding region runs from base 105 to 743 and encodes 212 amino acids. NCBI's taxonomy places the organism in Eukaryota, Metazoa, Arthropoda, Malacostraca, Decapoda, Penaeidae. The transcript has 2 exons. The record is from RefSeq and is a predicted model, not a curated record.